This is a messenger RNA of Lycium barbarum (goji berry), 2661 nucleotides long. RefSeq lists its product as uncharacterized. Gene Ontology annotation, biological process: proteolysis. The record is from RefSeq and is a predicted model, not a curated record. Gene Ontology annotation, molecular function: aspartic-type endopeptidase activity. Bases 1 to 2661 code for a protein of 886 amino acids. The transcript is spliced from 2 exons. NCBI's taxonomy places the organism in Eukaryota, Viridiplantae, Streptophyta, Magnoliopsida, Solanales, Solanaceae.
AUGACGGUAACUCAAGAAUUGAGACGGGAUGUCGAUGAAUUGCGAGGACAAAUGCAAACUAUGGGUACAACGAUGGAGGAAAUCCGUCAAUUGAUUGUACAGAUGGGUCAAAAUCGAGCUCCAGCAGGAGAGGAGAUCCAUGAAAAUGGUGAUAUGCACGUCAAUGGUGGAGGAAAUCAGAAUGGAAGAGGAAAUCGCGGUGGAAACCCCAAUUUCGUAAACACUCGUUAUUCACGGGUAGAAUUUCCCAGAUUCAAUGGUGACGAUAUGAGAGGUUGGAUCUGUCGAUGCGAGCAAUUCUUCGAGGUUGAUGAAACACCAGAAGAAUUGAAGUUAGCCGCAAUUAAUAUGGAGGGAAGGGCUCUUCAAUGGCAUCAAGCGUUGGUGAAAUCUCGAUUGGGUCGAGACCUUCCAAAUUUGGGAGGUUAUGUGUGUGCUUUGAAUCUCACGUUUAGCCAUACUAUGAGCGAUGAUCCAAUGGCAGAGUUGAUCGGAUUGAGGCAAAAUGGGAGUGUCCAAGAAUUUUUGGACAAAUUUGAUAAACUGUUGAACCAUGUGGAAUUGACAGAGGAGUAUUCAAUCAGUUGUUUCUUGAAUGGACUGAAACCAGAGAUUGAAGUUAAUAUUAGGAUGUUAUCACCAAGAACCUUGAUGAAAGCAUAUAACCUAUCCAAAUUGACUGAACAAUUACUAAAGUUGCAGAACCAGUCAUUUAUCAGAACUUCUAAGGCAUUGUUACCCACCCCAGGUACUUCUUGGAACUCUAAUUACAAGAAUCAGUAUCACGGUGAUAGUAGUAAAGGCUUUAGCAAUAAUAGAGCUUCGAAUUACAGUACUUUUAAUGGUAGAAAUGCACCCCCCAAGAGACUCUCAAGUAGUGAGAUGGAUGAGAAGAGGGCUAAGGGGUUAUGCUUUUGGUGUGAUGAGAAAUUUACUCCAAACCAUGUAUGUAAGAAGAGGAAACAGCUGUUGAUUCUUGAGGUCGAGGAAGACAUAAAAGAACCACCUGAACCAAUCUAUGACCUAGAUGAGUUAGCCCUAAUGGAAGAGAGUGCACAAGAGUUUGAAUUGUGCCCCCAAAUGUCUGCUCAUGCACUAGAAGGAACAGUAGAUUUCACAACUAUGAGAGUGAAAGGGUCGGUGAAGAGUAAGAUGGUUCAUGUACUGGUGGAUUCGGGUGCCACACACAACUUCAUGGAUGUCAAUAUUGCUAGGAGAUUGGGUAUGAAGAUUGAGACUAUUCCUGCUUUCUCGGUAGCUAUAGCUAAUGGGAACAAAGUGUAUAGCAAAUUCAUGAGUAGGAAGGUCGAAUGGAAGAUGCAAGGUGUAGAUUUCAUGGCUGAUAUGUUGGUGAUUCCACUAGGAGGGGCCGAUGUUGUUCUUGGUAUUCAAUGGCUUAUUACCUUGGGGGACAUUAAAUGGAAUUUUAGAGACCUGAAGAUGGAAUUCAUGAUUCAUGGAAGGAAGGUUUCACUUAGGGGAAGCAAACCUAACCCCCCUAAACUGGUUGACAAUAUCCAAAUGCACAAGUUGUUGAGUAAGCCAGCUCAGCUGAACAUGAUGACAGUAGCAUUUGUGCAGUCCCAAGAGCAGUGCUUAACAACUCUCAAUAGUCAACAGGUAGAGAUAGCCCCGGAUUUGCAGAAACUCUUAGAUCAAUUCUCCUCAUUGUUUGAGGUGCCCAAAGAGUUGCCUCCUAGAAGAGCUCAUGAUCACAAGAUCAUACUGAAAGAUGGAGUCUCACCUGUGAAUGUGAGACCCUACAGAUAUGCAGCCAGCCAAAAAGAUGAAAUUGAAAAGAUGAUUGCAGAAAUGUUGGAGUCUGGUGUCAUCAGACCAAGUAGACAACUAAACAAUAACACUGUUAAAGACAAAUUCCCUAUCCCUGUCAUAGAGGAACUUCUAGAUGAAUUGGGAGGGUCCAAAUUCUUCUCUAAAUUGGACCUUAGAGCUGGAUGCCACCAAAUUAGGAUGGCAGAAUCGGACAUUGAAAAGACAGCAUUUAGAUCACACAAUGGGCAUUAUGAAUUUGUUGUUAUGCCAUUUGGUUUAACAAAUGCACCAUCCACUUUUCAGAGUUUGAUGAACACCAUUUUUCAACCUUACCUAAGGAAGUUCAUUCUUGUAUUUUUUGAUGAUAUAUUAGUCUACAGUCCCUCUUGGUCUUCCCAUUUAUUGCACUUAGAGCAGGCUUUCAAAGUGCUGGAACAUCACACUCUAUUUGUCAAACUUAGCAAAUGUUCUUUUGGCAAGAUGGAAGUAGAUUAUCUUGGUCACAUUAUCACUCAGGAGGGUGUAGCAGCUGACCCUCAUAAGGUCAAAGUAAUGAAGGAAUGGCCUACCCCUACGACUAUUAAAGAACCUAGAGGGUUCUUAGGUCUUACUGGCUAUUACAGAAGGUUUGUGAGGGGGUAUGGUGUGAUUGCUAAACCCCUUACUGAUCUCUUGAAAAGGGACAAGUUUGAAUGGUCUGGUGCAGCUACUGAGGCAGUAGAGAAAUUGAAGAUAGCAAUGAGUACAUCUCCUGUACUGGUACUUCCUGAUUUUUCCCUAGAUUUUGUUAUUGAAACCGAUGCAUGCGGGUAUGGCAUUGGGGCUGUCUUAAUGCAAAAUGAUCAUCCUCUAGCAUACAUGAGUAAAGACCUGAGUGUGAAACAUUAA